UUUGUCCAGCUCUAACUUAUAUCCAUCGACAACCAUGAAAUCAGGGUUUGAUAUUAAAGAGUUAGUUCAAGAAGCUCACAGCCGCUGGUUGAAGCCUGCCGAAGUACUCUUUAUUCUACAGAAUCAUGAGAAUCAUCAGAUCAUGCAAGAGGCCCCUCAAAAGCCAUCUAGUGGGUCUUUGUUCCUUUUCAACAAGAGAGUCCUUCGAUUUUUUCGUAGAGAUGGUCAUAUGUGGCGAAAAAAGAGGGAUGGGAGAACUGUUGGGGAAGCACAUGAACGGCUUAAGGUUGGGAAUGUUGAAGCUUUGAAUUGUUAUUAUGCACAUGGUGAGCAAAAUCCCAAUUUUCAGAGGCGAAGCUAUUGGAUGCUUGAUCCGGCGUAUGACCACAUCGUUCUUGUUCAUUAUAGAGAAGUCAGUGAGGGAAGGCACAAUGCUGGAUCACUCUCUUACCUGUCACCAGGCUUUUCUUCUACUCCAAGUCAGAGUACCACUCCUUGUACUGCCCAAAAUACUGGCUCUUUGUCUGGAACUAGUGAAUUUUAUGAAUCAUCUCGCAAUUGCAUUAGUCCAGGAUCUGUGGAAGUCAGUUCUGAGUCAGUUAUCAGUACUGAGCUGGAUCACUUGGAUCAAAUGGAGAGAUCGAGAGAGUUUAGUAGUUCAUCUGAGCCUGAGGUCAACCAAGCACUUCGAAGGCUUCAAGAGCAGUUAAGUUUGAAUGACGAUGACCUUGCAGAAGAACUUUCUUCAUACUGCACUCAGAUGGAGAAGACAAAAGAUUCAGGAAUCCUAGACUUUGAAAUGAAGGGCUCCAAACAGGACAAGUUUGAAGUUUUACCACAUGGACCAGAGUACAAAAUAUGUGAUCAGCAUUAUAGUUGGAAUGCUGGGGGGCUAGAGAAUUCAAACAACCACCAGUUGCUACAACAUACAGUUGACAGGGAACAUUUGGGUUCUGAAUAUACACUUGAGAAGAAGGAGUCUCUAUCAUGGAAAGAGAUGCUGGAAUCGUGUUCCACUUCAACUGGGUUUGAUUCUCGAGAGAAAUUCUCCAACAUAUCAGAUGGAAAUACACUUGAACAUGAAAAGCCUGUGUCGUCAGAAAGGGGGAGAAUCUUGGGAAGCCCAGUUGGACAACAGGAAACCUGGACUUCUCAGCGGUUGGAUUUUCAUGGUAAUAGUUCAGAAAAUAGGUUGAAUUACUACACUACUUCUGAGAGUGAUUCAAACAUGCAAAUGCAACUUUCAGUGGCUAGAGAGUUUCUAUUAGGCUCCGACAGUUCUCUUGUAUCACCAACUUCAACAGCACUGCCUCAAGUAGUAGAAAGCUCCAAAAGAUCUGCAUAUUCUUGGUCAAUGUGGUUUGACCAAGAAAAUCACCUUGAAGUUCCUCUUGAAGGACAUUCAAGUUUGUCCAUCGCACAGAAACAGAGAUUUACUAUUCAUGAAAUAUCACCAGAUUGGGGAUAUGCCACUGAGGCUACCAAGGUCAUUAUUAUCGGAUCUUUCCUUUGUGAUCCAUCAGAGUUUUCAUGGAAUUGUAUGUUUGGUGACACUGAAGUUCCUCUAGAAAUCAUUCAAGAUGGUGUUCUUCGUUGCAAGGCUCCUCCACAUGGUCCUGGAAAUGUCAGUCUAUGCAUCACAUGUGGCAAUAGGGAAUCCUGCAGCGAAAUCCGGGAAUUUACAUACAAUAUCAAGCAAGGGAGCUGUACUCACUGUGAUUUACCACAGAAAGAAGUAACUAAAAGCACAGAAGAACUGCUGCUCCUUGUCAGGUUUGCACAGAUGCUUGUGUGUGAUCCACUGGCUCAAAGAGAAGAUAGUGUUGAAUCAGGAAUUGAUGUACUGAGAAAAUUGAAAGUUGAUGAAGAUCCAUGGGGACAUAUUAUAGACACACUCUUAGUUGGUAGUGAGACUCCAUUGAGUACCGUGGAUUGGCUUGUUCAAGAACUUUUAAAAGACAAGUUGCAGUGUUGGCUUUUGUCCAAAUACCAGGCAGAAGGUGACACACUCGGCUGUUCCCUGUCCAAGAAAGAGCAACGGAUAAUACAUACGGUUGCUGGGUUGGGCUUUGAGUGGGCUUUAAAUCCAAUUCUUAACUCUGGGAUCAGUAUAAAUUUCCGUGAUGUUAAUGGUUGGACUGCUCUUCAUUGGGCUGCACGGUUUGGAAGGGAAAAAAUGGUUGCUGCACUUCUAGCUGCUGGUGCAUCAGCUGGUGCGGUGACAGAUCCCACCUCACAAGAUCCAACAGGUCAAUCUCCAGCAUCCAUUGCUGCUGCCAAUGGUCACAAAGGACUUGCUGGAUAUCUCUCAGAGGUGGCUCUAACUAGCCACCUUUCAUCUCUGAAACUGGAAGAAACUGAGCUUUCGAAAGGUGCAGCUGCUGUGGAGGCAGAACGAACUAUGGAGAAUAUCUUCAAGGAGAGCCUUGGUGCCACAGAGGAUCAGCUUUCACUCAGAGAUUCCCUUGCUGCAGUUCGAAAUGCAGCUCAGGCUGCUGCACGUAUACAAUCUGCUUUUCGUGCACAUUCUUUCAGAAAGCGGCAACAAAGAGAAGCAGUAGUAGCUUCUAGUGUUGAUGGUUACGAUAUCACUACAGACGACAUUCUUGAGCUUUCAGCUGCAUCAAAGUUGGCCUUUCGCAACCUUCGUGAUCAUAAGUUAGAUAAAGCAGCUUUGUCUAUUCAGAAGAAGUAUCGUGGUUGGAAAGGACGGAAAGAGUUCUUGGCAUUGCGCCAGAAAGUUGUGAAGAUACAGGCUCAUGUGAGGGGGCAUCAAGUCAGGAAGAAGUAUAAGAUGGUGUGGGCUGUUGGUGUUCUAGAUAAGGUUGUCUUGAGGUGGCGUCGGAGAGGAGUUGGUUUGCGAGGGUUCCGGCCCGAAUCAAAAUCUGUUGAUGAAAGUGAAGAUGAGGACAUCCUUAAGGUAUUCCGUAAGCAGAAAGUUGAUGUGGCUACUGAUGAAGCUGUAGGUAGAGUUAUGUCGAUGGUUGAAUCCCCUCAGGCACGUCAGCAGUAUCGUCGGAUGCUGGAAAGCUACCAGCAAGCCAAGGCUAAAUUGAGUGGUGCAGCAAGUGAAGCGACAUUAACUCCUCAAUGCAAUUUUGAUGACAUGGAAAAUGAUUACAUGUACCAGUUCCCAUAGGUUGUUCUGAAUUACCUUAGCUUUUGAUCCCUCCAUAUGCCCAACUUUGAAGCUCACCUCAUACGUGUCAACUGCAUUCACUUGUACAUAUAUUCAUGUUGGUUCAGGGUUUGUUACUAAUGACUCUAAUUUAUAGAUCUGGUAGUUGAAUUUGUGCCCAUUUGUUGAUGGUGUAAAUGAUUGUAAUUGUUGUAAAUGGUUUUUCAAUUGUAAUUGCUGAUUUAGUUUGUUAAUACUCUGGAGGUUCAUGGUCACU
Molecule: messenger RNA, 3395 nt
Organism: Telopea speciosissima
Lineage: Eukaryota; Viridiplantae; Streptophyta; Magnoliopsida; Proteales; Proteaceae
Product: calmodulin-binding transcription activator 4-like
Exons: 12
Coding region: 35-3139 (1034 amino acids)
Biological process (GO): regulation of transcription by RNA polymerase II
Cellular component (GO): nucleus
Molecular function (GO): protein binding; double-stranded DNA binding; transcription coregulator activity
Source: RefSeq, a predicted model, not a curated record